Molecule: messenger RNA, 2554 nt
Organism: Erigeron canadensis
Lineage: Eukaryota; Viridiplantae; Streptophyta; Magnoliopsida; Asterales; Asteraceae
Product: golgin subfamily A member 6-like protein 22
Exons: 2
Coding region: 177-2318 (713 amino acids)
Biological process (GO): lipoprotein metabolic process; lipid transport
Cellular component (GO): extracellular region
Molecular function (GO): lipid binding
Source: RefSeq, a predicted model, not a curated record
AUAUUCAUAAUUUCAAAUUAAGUCUUAGCUCUCUCAUUUUAUUCAUUACAAAAAAAAAAAAAAAAAACGAAUUUGUCACGUACGUACGUACGACAUAUAGUUACUGUGUGGUUAAUUUGCUAUUGUUCUUAAUUUCUCCCAUAUAUAUUUGGUGUGUUUAGUUCUUGUGAGAUCUCAUGGCUGACAGUUCAGUUUACCAUCAAGCACCUAAGACCGAAGAGUACUGUGAAACCGUCAAAGUCGUCGAGGUGGUGAUCUUGCCCGAAAACGAUUGCAAAAACUCAGAGUAUGCUCAUGAAGAGAAGAAACAUGAGUUGAAGGAAAAGAUUGAAGAGGAGAAGGAAAAGUUAGAUGAUAAGAUCGAAGAGGAGAAGGAGAAAGUUGCAGAAAAGGUACAUGAGGCUAAGCACAAAAUAGACAAGCUUGAGGAGCAUGUCGAACGCAAGGUGGAAGAGGAUAAAGUGAAAAUCGAGGAAAAGAUAGAAGAACUUAAAGAGAAAAUUGAAGAAAAGAUGGAAGAGGCCAAGUACAAGAAAGAAGAACUCAAGAAAGAGAUUGAGUGUGAAGUAGAAGAGGCAAAAGAGGAAAUCAAAGAAAAAGAAUAUGAGGCCAACUACAAACAUGAAGAGCACAAGGAAAAACUCAAGGAAGAACUACACGAGGCCAAACACAAAAUUGAAGAACUUAAAAAGGAGGUCGAAUGUGAAGUAGAGGAGGAUAAAGAAAAGAUAAAAGAGAAAAUCGAAGAGCUUGAAGAAAAAAUAGAGUAUAAAGUAGAUGAGGUCAAGUACAAAAAGGAGAAACUCGAGGAAAAGAUUGAGUGUGAAGUGGAAGAGGCCAAGGAGGAAAUCAAAGAAAAGGAAUAUGAGAACAAAUACAAACACGAAGAGCACAAAGAAAAACUUAAAGAAGAAGCAGAGGAAGUGAAGUACAAUAUAGAAGAGUUCAAGGAGAACGUUGAGUGUAAAACUGAACAGGUUAAAGAAAAAGUCGAUGAGAAAAUAGAAGAACUCAAGGAAAAGAUUGAGUGUGAAGUAGAAGAAGCCAAAGAAGAAAUCAAGGAAAAGGAAUACGAGGUCAAAUACAAAAACGAAGAGCAUAAGGAAAAAAUCAAGGAAGAAGUAGAAGAGAUCAAGUACAAAUUAGAGGACUUCAAAGAAAAUGUCGAGUGUAAAGUGGAAGAAGAUAAAGAGAAGCUAGUGGAAAAAAUCGAAGAAAUCAAAGAAAAAUUUGAAGAAAAAGUGGAUGAGGGUAAGUACAAAGAAGAGGAGUUGAAAGAAAAAGUUGAAUGUGAAGUAGAAGAAGUGAAAGAAAAAAUCAAGGAUUUUGAGUAUGAGGUUAAGCACAAAAUUGAAGAGCACAAAGAAAAUAUCAAGGAUGAAGUGGAUGAGGCUAAACUCAAACUAGAAGAACUCAAGGAGAAGGUCGAGUGUAAAGUAGAAGUCGAGAAAGAGAAAGUUGAUGAGAAAAUAGAAGAAUUGGAAGAAAAAAUGGAGUAUAAAGUAGAGGAGCGAAAGUACAAAAAUGAAGAACUUAAGGAAAAGAUCGAGUGUGAGUUGGAAGAAGCUAAAGAAGAUAUAAAAGAAAAAGAAUACGAAGCCAAAUAUAAACAUGAAGAGCACAAGGAAAAACUUCAUGAAAAAAUUGAGGAGGCUAAGUACGAAGUAGAAGAACUUAAAGAGAAAGUCGAAUGUAAAGUGGACGAGAUUAAGGAGAAAGUUGAGGAGAAAGUAGAAGAACUCAAAAAAGAAGUAGAGUGUAAAGAAGAAGAGGUCAAGGAGAAAAUCAAAGAAAGAGAAUAUAAAGAGGAAUACAAAAAGGAGGAACUUAAGGAAAAACUUAAGGAUGAUAUAGAGGAGGCCAAGUACAAAAUAGAAGAACUCAAAGAAACAAUUGAUUGUAAAGUGGAAGAAGAUAAAGAGAAAAUCAAAGAAAAGAUAGAAGAUUUGAAGGAACAUGUUGAAUAUAAAACAGAAGAACUUAAGGGCAAAAUUGCUGAAGACAAGGUGAAGAUUGAAAAGAAAGUUGAGGAGCACAAAGAGAAAAAAGCAGAGGAGAAAGAAGAGAAAGAGUUCGAGAAGAUAAAAAAGCAUGAGAAAGAAACUUGUGAACAAGAGAAGAAGGUAUACAUCGAAGAGGUCGUCGAUGAGGAUUGUGUUGUCGCACCACCACCACAUCCGGUAGUGUCACAUAAAGAAUAUGCCACCGUCGAAGUCGAACAUAAGGAGAAGAAGGGUAUCUUUGAAAAGAUUAAGGAUAAGCUACAUGGACAUCAUCAUUCAAAGAGUGAAGAAAAGAAAGAAAAGGCGCAUUACUGAAAGAAUAAAAAUUUCCUAAUUUAUUUGUUUGGUUUGGUGUUGAUGAUUAUUUUUCAAUUUUAUUGUGUUUGUUAUUUUGCAUUUUGAUUCUAGUAAAUUUUUAUGUACUUAGAUAUAAUAUUUGUGCAUGAUUCAUGAAGAGUAUUGUUUGUGUUUUAUGUCAAGUUCGCAUAAUUGUAUUAUUGUGUAAAGUCUGUUAAGUUUGUACACUGAAUAAAUUUUGCUCUUUUUUUUUA